Aspergillus brunneoviolaceus CBS 621.78 is the source of this 2300-nucleotide messenger RNA. RefSeq names its product ankyrin repeat domain-containing protein. The record is from RefSeq and is a predicted model, not a curated record. Lineage: Eukaryota; Fungi; Ascomycota; Eurotiomycetes; Eurotiales; Aspergillaceae. Bases 158 to 2254 code for a protein of 698 amino acids. Gene Ontology annotation, molecular function: protein binding. The transcript has 2 exons.
GAAAAUAAUUCCUUUGUAAUUGCAUGGUUUUCGUUGAGAGAGGUAUUUAACCACAGUCCAGCCCAUAGGUCUCCGAGUAUGCGGAUCGAGUAUACCAAACCCCUUCUUUACACAUCUACAGACGUCAGACUCGAUAUCACUAACUUGACGCGCAAAUAUGAGCAUCGCCAAGCUCCCAGUUGAGCUUUUCGAGGCCAUCGCAGACCUGGUCGACUACGAAAGCGAGAUCAAUGCACUCGCCCGCACGAACAAGGAUCUGCGCGAGGUCUUGAACCGACGGCUCUAUAAGCACAAUGUGCGCCAUGGGGACAGCACGGCGCUAGCGUGGGGAAUCGCGCACCACUCCAUUGAAACCGUCAAGCUGAUUCUCGAAGCAGGCGCCUCCCCCCACGAAUGCGAUCGGCGCAUGGACUGGCGACCAAUGGCACUGGCGGUCUACGAGGGACAGGAGGAUAUUGUGCGACUCCUGUGCGAGCACGGGGUCGAUCUGCGUCAAGUCCGCGACUGGGUGAAUCCCCGUCACCAUGACUACUCGUCCUCCCCCGCGCAGACCAUGAGCCUCCUGGCGAUCGCGGCGAAACGCGGCCACGAGCCGCUGGUUCGCAUGCUCAUGGACUACCUGCCGCGGAAGGGCGAUGUCGAUUUCCCGGCCGACGGGCUGCGACGGACGCCGCUGAUCGGCGCCGCCGAGAUGGGCCAUCUCUCCGUGGUCCGCUGCCUGGUCGAUGCGGGCGCGAACCUCGAGGCUCGCGACAACGAUGACCAAACCCCCCUGGUUCAUGCGGCGAAAAAUGGCCGGCAUGAGGUGCUGGAGUUCCUCCUGAGUCGGGGGGCGGAUCCCAACGUCAGAUCUUUCAAUGGAGCCACGCCGCCCAUCUCCGAAGCUGCCCACCAUGGUCAUUUCGACCUGCCGAGUCUGGAGGAGACGAGUCACCCUCUUGUGUGCGCCACUAGAAGCAGGCACCCGGCUAUAGUUGAUCUCCUUCUGGCGCAGCCUCAGAGCUACGCGCAGCUCGGCACAAAUCUACGUGCGAUGCUGUGUGUUGCCGCUGCGCGGGGUGACCUCCCUGCUGUCCAGGGGUUUCUGGCAAACCCUGGUUGCCAUCCGAACUCUGUGAUCCAGUUCGUACAGGGUUCACUCAAUGGUUCCCUCACGGCUCUAUGUUUGGCGGCCGACCGAGGCCACACAGCGGUCGUGCAAAUGCUGCUUGAGCGUGGCGCUCUGCCAUCUAGAGAGGCGAUCCUAUGGCAGGAGAUGUCUGUCGUCCAUGACCCUGAGAUGAUCAUUCGGGGGCCACAUGUAAAUCAGGUGGUUAGACAGAAAGCACUUCUCCAAGCGAUUUAUGGGGGCUUCCAGCCCAUCGUUGAACUGUUACUUGAGGCAGGAGCCGAUCCGAACGAUGAAGACGUCUUCCAUGGAACUGGCAACCCUGCUCUUAUAGCGGCCAUGCCGUUCCAGGGGAUUUUCCAAUGCCUGCUGGACGCUGGGGCUAGCCCUGGCCGGAUGAAUGUGGAAGAGACGACGGUCGUAGCCGCGGUUUUGGGCUCAGGCCGGACUGCACUGGUGCAGAUGCUGCUGGACCGUGAAUUUGACUUGCCGCUGCUCAUGGGCCGUCGUACCAGCUUCAUUCACCAAGCCAUCGGAGGCGGUCGAGCGGUCUUUGAGCUUCUCCUGCAACAGCAACGAUGGGACGACCUGCUACUCCCGGAGAAUCUCACCAGCAUGGCCUGUGAGGAAGCUCUCAGCGUGGCGGCGACCACCGGCCGAGUGGAGAUGGUCCAGUUCCUGAUCGACCAGGGGUUUCACGCUCGUCUCCCCCGACCCCAACAGGUUGACAUCUUUUGCGUGGCGGCGAGAUCCAUGGACAGGCCUGACGCAGACCCAAGCGCCAUCGUCGAUCUUCUCCUCCGAUACGGCGAAGAUAUCAAUCAAAAGGUGGGGGGAUUCACGGCCCUGGAUAGAAUGGCGCUCCUGCGUGAUCUGCGCUGCGUGCGUCUGCUGCUCCGUUAUGGAGCCAACCCGUUGCCACACAGUGGCACCCGGCGGUCGCCGUUGCUUAAUGCUAGUAUGACGCAAAGCACGGAGGUGAUCGAGGCGCUUUUGCAGGCGAUCGACGCAAAUGGCACGCCUUCGGAAGUGGUCCGGCCUUACCUGGAAGCGGCGGCGGAAGCGGCGCGAGGCAUGGGGUACUUGCAGUGUGAGAAAACCUUGCGGCAGUGGUAUUACAGGAGGCUAUAUCCAGAUAAGUCUUAGAUCAUGGUGGUUAGAUUAGCUUAUAAAUAUGCAAAAAUUUAUUGAC